ACCCAGUCAGAUGGAGGUAGUCGAGCCGGUGUGUUUGCCAAGGUUGCCACGGGUCGUCCUGUGUGGCGGUACCCAUGGCAACGAGCUGUCUGGAGUGUACUUGAUUAGAGAUCUGCUGAAGGAGGUGCAGCAGAAAGAAAUGGAAGACGACGGACUUAUGUCAGUCCUGAUGGUGCUGUCCAACCCUUGGGCCAUACAGCAGUGCCGCAGAUACGUAGACACAGAUCUGAACCGCUGCUUUUCCCAUGCUACCCUCAGUGGUCCCGUGUCAGACACAGCUCCCUAUGAGAUCAUCUGGGCCCGAGAGCUGAAUGCCAUGCUGGGUCCAAAAGGCAGUCCAGGGGCAGUGGAUCUUGUUUGUGAUCUCCACAACACCACCGCCAACAUGGGCCUGUGUUUCAUUGCAUAUUCUGACAACGACUGGAUCUGUCUUCACAUAUUCAAACACCUGCAGAGGCAGAUGCCAGAAAUGCCAAUGAGAUUCAUCCAUUUUGAUGUUUCUAAGAAAGAAUCUUAUUCUCUUGAUUCAGUUGGAAAACAUGGCUUUGCUUUGGAGAUUGGUCCCCAGCCACACGGUGUGGUGAGAUCAAACAUCUACACAGCAAUGAAAGUAGGCGUGCAGCACAUUCUGGAUUGGAUCCGCCACUUUAACUCGGGCGCUGUGUCUGAAGGAGGAUAUGUUGAUGUGUUUACCAUGGUUAAAAACAUUGACUACCCGAGAGACAGCCAGACUCACAACAUUACAGCUGCCAUUCAUCCUCACCUCCAGGACCGAGACUUUUGCCUGCUCCACCCCGAAGACCCCCUAUUCCGGACAUUCUCAGGGGAAGACCUGACAUAUAAGGGCAACGAACCUCUUUAUCCUUUCUUCAUCAAUGAAUGUUCUUACUACGAGAAGGGCAUCGCGCUCUCCCUGGCCAGAAAGAAGCGAGUGAUGAUUCCUCCAAUCCGGGCGCGAACGGAGGAGAAACAGGCGAGCGAACGGCCUUGUGCAUCAGAAGAGGAUUGACGAUGUUCCUCACAUGAGACGAGUGCAAAAUAAGUUUUGGUUUUUUAACAAAAGCUUUUAUUGCAUACAUCUUCAAAUGUACACAUCAGCAACACGUUCACUGUAAAGUCACAAAACGUUACAAUGCGUUC
Nematolebias whitei (Rio pearlfish) is the source of this 1140-nucleotide messenger RNA. Its product is annotated as N-acyl-aromatic-L-amino acid amidohydrolase (carboxylate-forming) B-like. Lineage: Eukaryota; Metazoa; Chordata; Actinopteri; Cyprinodontiformes; Rivulidae. The transcript is spliced from 6 exons. Gene Ontology annotation, molecular function: aminoacylase activity; hydrolase activity, acting on ester bonds. The coding region runs from base 11 to 1009 and encodes 332 amino acids. The record is from RefSeq and is a predicted model, not a curated record.